Molecule: messenger RNA, 973 nt
Organism: Thamnophis sirtalis
Lineage: Eukaryota; Metazoa; Chordata; Lepidosauria; Squamata; Natricidae
Source: RefSeq, a predicted model, not a curated record
UAUAUAUGAAUGUAUACACAUACAUAGCGAAAAGCAAAAUCCUGUGAGUUUACCAGCCUAAGGAUCAAAACUGUUCCAGAGUCUAGCAGUCCUGCGAUCACAACCUCCCCCCAGAGGGGAACAGGAGAAACAGACCGUGAAGUGGGUGGGUGAGAAUAUAAAUGAUGGGUUUUUGCUCCUCCCUGUUGCUUAGCAAGUGCGUCUCAUUCCCUGUGGAAUUUUGUGCCCCUAGGAGUACAUGCGCAUGAUGGGACUCAGUAACUGGCUACACUGGAGCGCUUGGUUCCUCCUCUUCUUCCUCCUCCUCUUAGUGUCCAUCUUCUUUGUGACCAUCCUCUUCUGUGUCCAGGUGAGUGGAGAGGGGGCAGUCUUGGUCAAGAGCGACCCAACUCUGGUCUUCACUUUCCUGGCUAUGUUUUGUAUCUCAACCAUCUCCUUCAGCUUCAUGGUCAGCACGUUCUUCUCAAAAGCCAAUGUAGCCGCAGCUGCGGGAGGUUUCCUCUAUUUUUUCUCCUACAUUCCGUACUUUUUUAUCUCCCCCCGCUACGACCACAUGACCCACAGCCAGAAACUCUCGUCCUGUCUGAUCUCCAACGUCGCCAUGGCUAUGGGGGCACAGCUGAUCGGCAUGUUUGAAGGGAAAGGCACGGGGAUACAGUGGGGAAACCUGAUGAAAGCUGUGAGCGUAGAUGAUAACUUCACAAUGGCUCAUGUCCUGGGUAUGCUUCUCCUGGAUUCUUGCAUCUAUGGCUUGGUUGCUUGGUACAUGGAGAACGUGUUCCCUGGAGAAUAUGGCAUUCCACAACCCUGGUACUUCUUCGUCAUGCCUUCUUACUGGUGUGGGAGUCCCCAGACCGUUCUGGGGAAAGAGAAGGAAGAGGAGGAAGAUCCAGAGAAGGCUUUGAAAAGUCAAUUCAUAGAGGAGGAGCCUUCGGAUUUGGUGUCGGGCAUCAAAAUCAAACACCUUUCCAAG